Cynara cardunculus var. scolymus (artichoke) is the source of this 2274-nucleotide messenger RNA. RefSeq names its product heat shock cognate 70 kDa protein 2-like. Gene Ontology annotation, biological process: cellular response to unfolded protein; protein refolding. The transcript has 2 exons. The coding region runs from base 114 to 2057 and encodes 647 amino acids. Lineage: Eukaryota; Viridiplantae; Streptophyta; Magnoliopsida; Asterales; Asteraceae. Gene Ontology annotation, molecular function: ATP-dependent protein folding chaperone; ATP binding; misfolded protein binding. The record is from RefSeq and is a predicted model, not a curated record. Gene Ontology annotation, cellular component: cytoplasm.
GCCCUCCCGCGUUCGUAAUUUUCAUCCUACUCAAAAACAACAAACAAAUUCUUGCUUUUGCUAUACGUCUAAUCUGCUCAUUUGAUCUUUGUUUUUCUGGUCAUCGGAAAAAAAUGUCAGGGAAAGGUGAAGGACCGGCGAUUGGUAUCGAUCUUGGAACUACUUACUCCUGCGUUGGUGUUUGGCAACAUGAUCGUGUUGAGAUCAUUGCCAAUGAUCAGGGCAAUAGGACGACGCCGUCUUAUGUUGGAUUUACGGAUACUGAACGUCUCAUCGGAGAUGCUGCCAAGAAUCAGGUCGCCAUGAAUCCGACCAACACUGUUUUCGAUGCCAAGCGAUUAAUUGGAAGGAGGUUCUCUGAUCCAUCGGUGCAGAGCGACAUGAAGCACUGGCCAUUUAAGGUUGUUCCCGGUGCCGGAGACAAACCCAUGAUUGUUGUCUCGUACAAAGGUGAAGAUAAACAAUUCUCUGCUGAAGAGAUUUCUUCCAUGGUUUUAAUCAAGAUGAAAGAAAUCGCUGAAGCUUACCUCGGAACCACCAUUAAAAAUGCUGUGGUCACCGUCCCUGCCUACUUCAACGACUCGCAGCGUCAAGCCACCAAGGAUGCCGGUGUCAUCUCGGGUCUUAAUGUGAUGAGAAUCAUCAAUGAGCCGACUGCCGCCGCCAUCGCUUACGGGUUAGACAAGAAGGCUGCCAGUGUUGGAGAGAAGAACGUUUUGAUUUUUGACUUGGGUGGGGGCACUUUUGAUGUGUCUCUGCUCACCAUUGAAGAGGGUAUUUUUGAGGUGAAAUCGACUGCCGGAGAUACCCAUUUGGGUGGAGAAGAUUUCGACAAUAGGAUGGUUAACCACUUCGUUCAGGAGUUUAAGAGAAAGAACAAGAAGGAUAUUACUGGGAAUGCAAGAGCUUUAAGGAGGUUGAGAACUGCUUGUGAAAGAGCAAAGAGGACUCUUUCAUCAACAGCUCAAACAACGAUCGAAAUUGAUUCUUUGUAUGAGGGAAUUGAUUUCUACUCAACGAUAACACGUGCAAGAUUCGAAGAAUUGAACAUGGAUUUGUUCAGAAAGUGUAUGGAGCCAGUUGAGAAGUGUUUGAGAGAUGCGAAGAUGGACAAGAGCAAUGUUCACGAUGUGGUGCUUGUUGGUGGGUCGACCCGAAUUCCCAAAGUGCAACAACUACUGCAAGAUUUCUUUAACGGGAAAGAUCUCUGUAAGAGCAUCAACCCUGACGAAGCGGUGGCCUAUGGUGCAGCGGUUCAAGCUGCCAUUUUGAGCGGCGAAGGCAAUCAGAAAGUCCAGGAUCUGCUUCUGUUGGAUGUGACCCCUCUGUCUCUGGGACUGGAGACUGCCGGCGGUGUUAUGACGGUGUUGAUACCAAGAAACACCACCAUUCCCACGAAGAAAGAGCAGGUGUUUUCAACUUACUCCGACAAUCAACCUGGGGUUUUGAUCCAGGUKUAYGAGGGUGAAAGAUCAMGRACYARAGAUAACAAUCUGUUGGGCAAGUUUGAGCUUUCUGGGAUCCCACCGGCUCCUCGUGGAGUUCCACAGAUCACCGUCUGUUUCGAUAUCGAUGCUAACGGGAUCUUGAAUGUGUCUGCGGAGGACAAGACGACAGGGCAAAAGAACAAAAUCACAAUUACGAAUGACAAAGGGAGGCUGUCAAAGGAGGAGAUCGAGAAGAUGGUGCAGGAGGCGGAGAAAUACAAGGCUGAGGAUGAAGAACACAAGAAGAAGGUGGAGGCGAAGAACGCGUUGGAGAACUACGCUUAUAACAUGAGGAACACCAUAAAGGAUGAUAAGAUAAGCUCAAAGCUGCCGGCGGAUGAGAAGAAGAAAGUAGAAGAUGCGGUGGAGGCGGCUAUCCAGUGGUUGGAUGGUAAUCAGCUGGCGGAGGUUGACGAGUUUGAAGACAAGAUGAAGGAGUUAGAAGGGGUCUGUAAUCCAAUAAUUGCGAAGAUGUAUCAGGGUGGUGCUGGUGGCCCUGAGAUGGAUGAGGGUGGUCCUGCUGCUGGCGGAAGCGGUGGCGCUGGGCCAAAGAUUGAAGAGGUGGAUUAAGUGGGUGAGGAUGUGCUGUUUGUUACAGUGUCUUUAGUGUAGGUGGUGGUCAUGUUUUGGUUGUUAAUUUAUGUUAUGUCGGUUCUCUUGUUGCUACAUGUGUCUACGAUUAUGCUGUUCUAAUUGGUGCAUGUUUUGUUGGUUGUAUGAUCGAAUUCUAGCCUUAGGGGUUGUUUGUUUGGGUCUGAAUGAUGAUAUUGAGAGUAAACCUUUUAAU